This is a messenger RNA of Petromyzon marinus (sea lamprey), 1063 nucleotides long. It is a transcript of the gene LYRM1, whose product is annotated as LYR motif containing 1. The record is from RefSeq and is a predicted model, not a curated record. Gene Ontology annotation, cellular component: mitochondrion. Lineage: Eukaryota; Metazoa; Chordata; Hyperoartia; Petromyzontiformes; Petromyzontidae.
UUUGAGUCUCCGCGGAGUCGGCAUGAGCGUGUCACGCGUCGAGGUGCUGGGCCUUUAUCGCCGCGUGUUCCGCCUGGCGCGGGGGUGGCGAUUGCAAGGCGCCGAGCCCUCGGAAUCGCUCGCGGAGGCCGAGUACAUCCGCGCCGAGGCACGUGCGCUCUUCCGCAAGAACAAGGAUCUGGUGGAGCCGGAGAAAAUCAAGUUCUGCAUUGAGGAAUGCGAAACAAGAAUAGAACUCGCACUUCAUUACAAGAUACCUUACCCAAGACCUAUGAACCUCCCUCCCAUGGGACUUGCUGGAAAGCAGGGGCGGCACCUGAAGACUCAGGAGCGUCUCCGCAAACAGGCCAAGCCCAUCUACCUGCAGUCACAUGACGAGACGUGAACAAUUGGUAUAGCCCCCCAUGCACGGCCAUGUGGCAUGUAAAGACCAGUCUGUAAUUCUCAUGCAUUGUACAUUAAAAUAUCUGAUUUAAUCAGUAAUGCUGCUAUAGUGUAUUUUUGGGUAUGGCGAUAUAAGACCCUCUGCCAUCCAACAUAGCGAAUUACAUUAUCAUGUCUCGUGUACAAGUGUUUAAUGUUAUUAUUUGUUUCAUUACACUGGUAGGUUGAACAAUUUCAAGUUCAAUUUUAGUGAUGAAUUACAAAUUUUCACUUGAAACUAUGUCACGCAUCUGCAGGACAAAAUCAAGGAAGUCAGAAUACAACUUUAAACAUUUAUUUAAACAAUGUUGGAAUGUGUAUUAUUCCUGAACUCGUCUAUUUUUUACAUGCAUGUAAGAUGCCUUAAUUUAUUUACAUUUACUAUGGUUGCAGUUAUAUUAAAUUUACAUUAACGCAAUUGUCAAAGGACCUGGCAGCUUCGGGUAAAGCUUUAGUUGUGGUUCAUAGCAUUGGAAUGAAUAUUCCCUCCAGUAUAACUGGUUGUAUUCUUGUUUUAACUGCAUAAACUUUAGAACAUAAUAUUUUACAACUCCUUGUACCUCAUGAGUAAAUACAAGACUGUUGACUGAUUUAACUUAAUCUGUAUUAUAUUACACGCUGUGAGCUGGUGCUUAAUUUU